UUUUUUAACAGUACAGCAGCAAAAAAUAAGCUCUCAUCAGAAGAACUUUAUACAAGACUAGGAAGUGCUGUGGGUCCUUUGCCGAAACAAGCCUUACAGGUUAUUCGGCAUGUGUGGAACGAACAGGGGAACGCCAUCGCUGGGUCUGAAGAUGCUAGUAACAUAGGAAUGGUUGGCCAGCUUAUUGACUUCCAGUGGAAGCUGGGGAUGGCAGUCGGCUCCGACAGCUGCCGGUCUUUGAAAUGCCCUUACGUUACGAUGGCAGUCAAAGCGGCCGAUGCUUCAGGGCACGUCACGAGCAAAUCUUUUGAAAUGACCGUCCCACAAUUUCAG
Messenger RNA from Gekko japonicus, 333 nucleotides. It is a transcript of the gene COMMD6, whose product is annotated as COMM domain containing 6. Gene Ontology annotation, molecular function: NF-kappaB binding. The annotation marks the transcript as partial. The transcript has 2 exons. Lineage: Eukaryota; Metazoa; Chordata; Lepidosauria; Squamata; Gekkonidae. The record is from RefSeq and is a predicted model, not a curated record.